Aspergillus steynii IBT 23096 is the source of this 629-nucleotide messenger RNA. RefSeq lists its product as uncharacterized. Lineage: Eukaryota; Fungi; Ascomycota; Eurotiomycetes; Eurotiales; Aspergillaceae. The transcript is spliced from 2 exons. The record is from RefSeq and is a predicted model, not a curated record. Bases 18 to 557 code for a protein of 179 amino acids.
GCCAACUCGAACCACGCAUGGGCGAUGACCCAAUCCGGAAUCGGGCAGCCCUAAUUCAACUCCACACCGAAUACGAAAACAUCAACCAGACCGAAGAAUGCGACAACGGGCCCACGCGACGAGGCAGGGGUCAUGCCUCGUUAAUAGUCGAUCGACUCCUGGACGAGAUCCACCCCGAAUGGUCGACGUGCGACGAGCAGCGCCGAUCGAAUUUACGCGCGAGAUUCCAUAACCGCAAGCGUUUUGGGAAGCGCUGGGCGGUGCUCACUCGACACCUUGGCCCUGCAGUCUUGUUCAUCUGCUCGCGUAAGCUGGAGAAAAUGGUCAAAAACACCGUUGUUACGGUCCAGUUCCUCGAGCAGAUCAGUGAACACAUUGCAGGCAAUUGUCAGGACGUCGUCGAGCUUUUGAAUACCCUCAACCCGCUAGCGACCGAUCUCAUCCAGAAUCGAGACAUCAACACACAUAAUAUAAACAGCAUUAUAGAAUAUCUUUGGAGGGGUCAUUCCGAGGGGUUAUACGAUUCGGGUUUGACAUAUCUCUCACAUUCCGCAUAGACAAACAUGUUUCUAUUAGAGCAGUGGGGUCCUUUUUAGGCUCAUUGGAAAUGACAAUACACGAUUGGGUCG